UGGGAGCUUGGCUCCUCAGGUGUAAGGGCAGGAAGAGCGGGGGCUGCCGGGCAGAACCUGAGCUCUAGCUCCGGAAAAAGCCAGGGUCAGCUGCUGUCCUUGAUGGGCUAGUUAGACAGCAGUUCAGAGCAGAAAAUGGAUUGUAUUCAGUGUGGCCAUAUUGGAAACCAGAAAGAGGCUCCGAGGGACUCCCCUCCCAGCUCCAUCUUCACAGUCUUGGCGUGAGGUUGGCGUGUACGCAGACGGUAACUUUAUGCUGCUCCCCAAAUGGGACACAAAGUGGUCGUGUUUGACAUUUCUGUCAUCAGAUCCUUGUGGGAAACUCGUGUCAAGAAACACAAAGCAUGGCAGAAGAAGGAAGCCGAAAGGCUGGAGAAGAGCGCCCUGGAGAAGAUAAAGGAGGAAUGGAACUUCGUGGCCGAGUGCAGAAGGAAGGGUGUGCCCCAGGCCCAGUACUGCAAGAACGGCUUCAUAGACACCAACACAAGGCUCCUGGAAAAGAUAGAGAGGAACUCAGUUGCUAGGCAGAGUGCGUGGGUCAAGGACAGAGACAAACGGAGCGAUCCGUUUGUGUUUGAACUUUCAGGGACACAGUGGACGGAGCUGCCGGAUUCGCUGAAGGAGCAGACGCACCUCAAAGAAUGGCAUAUCCACAGCACCCUGAUUCAGAUCAUUCCCACGUACAUCGAGCUGUUUCAAGCCAUGAGAAUUCUGGACUUGCCAAAAAACCAAAUCACAUGUCUUCCAGCUGAAAUUGGUCGCUUGAAGAACCUGAGAGAACUCAAUGUGAGUUUCAACCAUUUGAAGAACGUUCCCCCGGAGCUGGGAGACUGUGAGAAUCUAGAGAGACUGGACUGCUCUGGGAAUCUGGACCUGGCAGAGCUCCCCUUUGAAUUGAGUAAUCUGAAGCAAGUGACGUUUGUAGAUAUCUCAGCAAACAAGUUCUCCAGUGUCCCGAUCUGUGUCCUGCGGAUGUGCCGCCUGCAGUGGUUGGAUAUCAGCAACAAUAAUCUGAGUGACCUGCCGCAAGAUAUAGACAGGCUGGAAGAGCUGCAGAGCUUCCUCUUGUAUAAAAACAAGCUGACCUACCUUCCUCAGGCCAUGCUCAACCUCAGAAAGCUCACCUUGCUGGUUGUCAGUGGGGAUGACCUGGUGGAGCUCCCGACUGCCCUCUGUGAUGCCUCCACACCUUUGAAAUUUGUAAGCCUUAUGGACAAUCCUAUUGAUAAGAGCCAAUGUCAAGACAGCGAUGAAAUACUAGAAAGUGAACAGGACCGCCAGCAUUUUGAUAAAGAGUUUAUGAAAGCAUAUAUUGAAGAUCUUAAAGAACGAGAAGCCGUUCCCAGCUACACCACCAAAGUGUCAUUUAGCCUUCAGCUUUGAUCUGAUCCACCUGAAGACCACAAAAUCUUACCGCUCUGUGCUCUCCUGUCUUUGUCUACGCGUUACACCGUACAGGAAUUGUGGCUUGUGCUGAAGGACAAAGCUAGAAACUACCACUAUCACUGUUAAGAAAAAUAAUUUUCAAAUGUCAAAUGAGGAAGGCUGCUAAAUUUGCAUAAUGUUAAUAUUAAUAGAUGGAUUUGCAUACCAUUGUUCUAUAUAAUGCACAUUUAAUACUUUAGGAAAUAUAUUUUUUUAAAUAUAGAGCAACUAGGCAG
Microtus ochrogaster (prairie vole) is the source of this 1661-nucleotide messenger RNA. It is a transcript of the gene Lrrc2, whose product is annotated as leucine rich repeat containing 2. Gene Ontology annotation, molecular function: protein binding. The record is from RefSeq and is a predicted model, not a curated record. Gene Ontology annotation, cellular component: cytoplasm. Lineage: Eukaryota; Metazoa; Chordata; Mammalia; Rodentia; Cricetidae.